CAGGCAUGGAAUCGUCCACAAAGGACGCAUGCAUCAGCGUCAGGACUACGGAAUACAUGAGCUUGCUUCGGAACCUGUGCGAAAUGAAAACAACGCCGAGCUUUACCGACGUGGCCGCCAUAUUCCGGGAAUUCCGCCGUUGCCUUAAUCACGAAACGGCCAAGCGUUCUUCGUUGUCACCGCCGUAUUCGCCCCGUGCUUCAAGGAUGCGUGUAGGCAACACUGUUGAUGCCAGCGAUUCGGCCUUUGACCGCUCCUGCACGUGGGAUCCAGACAAGGAGCGCUGUUGGAUCGUGUCCGACCUGGAGCUGUGGAACAGUAUUCUUGUCCGGGGCAGCAUCGAACUCCGCGAGCACGCGUGGGGCGAGCUCACGCUGCAGGGCUGUGGGGGCUUAAUGAGCCAUCCGGAACGUCAGGACGUGCUUCGUGCCUCCUUCCUCAUCCACCUGCUACUGCGGCAACACAGGUGCGUAACUGCCAUCAGUUUGGACAUGUCUACGACCCUGCUGGAGACCCGCGUCCUGUGGCACGCCAUAAGGACCGGCGCAGCUGUUGUCAAGUUACUGGAAAUAAAAAGCCCCUCAUUUGAUACGUUGACUGCAGCCGAGAACGCUUGGCCUCGGGCAGCAGCCGCACUGACGAACCUCGUGCAUCUGUAUAUCUCCAGCGCCUACAUUACCGAGCAACUCGCGCGCGCACUUGGUGUCUACGUGGAGCACGCCUCUGUUCUCACCACUCUCAUUUUGGUUGAUAUCAAGGUCAAGGGCACCCUGUACUGUAGUCCCUCGGCACUACUGGAGGCUGUGGUCCAGAGCCCAACGCUGACAUCAUUGUCCGUGCAAGAAUGCUUGAUACGCGCCGAAGAUAUCGCAGCUAUGGCCGCUGCACUGACGCUCUCUUCACGGCCUCCCACGCUGGACGCUGGGGACACGACAGACGUGGGACCACGAGUGAACUCCCUGAAGAAACUUGAAUUUCGAGGAUGCAUGGGCGACGGCCCGCGUGUGCAGGCAGCUUACGCCGACCUCAUCGGAGGCAAGUAG
Rhipicephalus sanguineus (brown dog tick) is the source of this 1043-nucleotide messenger RNA. RefSeq lists its product as uncharacterized. The record is from RefSeq and is a predicted model, not a curated record. Bases 6 to 1043 code for a protein of 345 amino acids. Lineage: Eukaryota; Metazoa; Arthropoda; Arachnida; Ixodida; Ixodidae. The transcript is spliced from 5 exons.